GUAGAUGCAUUUAGUGUUAGUCAGGAACAGGAGAUCAAAGAUUUAUUUGAACAGUUCAAAGAUCACAAGAGGUGCAGCUACAUGAUUGCUAAUGCACUUGAUAGCAGUGGCAGUAUUUCCACCUCUCAGGUUUCUAGAAAACUUAAGCAACUUGGCCUUGUUAGGCCAAAACAGAAGCCUCAGGCUAGCAUGCAUUUGAGGGAUGAGAUUGUAAGCGAAUUUCCUUCAGAAGGUGCAGGCAACUCUGAUAGUGAAACAUUAUCGUCUCUGAAGAUUAGGGGCAAACAUAAUCGAAAUGGAAAGAAUACUGAUAAGAGUAAAAUUAAGAAGGUAGCACGGGAAUCUCUAGGAGACAUCUCUGAUGAUGAAUUACUUAGCUCUGUGUUGGCGUAA
Salvia hispanica is the source of this 393-nucleotide messenger RNA. Lineage: Eukaryota; Viridiplantae; Streptophyta; Magnoliopsida; Lamiales; Lamiaceae. The record is from RefSeq and is a predicted model, not a curated record.